Messenger RNA from Chaetomium strumarium, 2436 nucleotides. RefSeq lists its product as uncharacterized. Gene Ontology annotation, molecular function: histone H4K20 methyltransferase activity; protein binding. NCBI's taxonomy places the organism in Eukaryota, Fungi, Ascomycota, Sordariomycetes, Sordariales, Chaetomiaceae. The transcript has 2 exons. The coding region runs from base 300 to 2342 and encodes 680 amino acids. Gene Ontology annotation, cellular component: nucleus. The record is from RefSeq and is a predicted model, not a curated record.
GACCUUCCGUCCUCCUCAACCGAGCACCGCUCGGACCUCUUGUUCCAGGAGGGCGAUCGAUCCUGCUCGAGUGUCAGAACUCUGGGCUCUCACUUCCCCUCAACAAGCAUCCAUUGCGCAGCAUACCACACGUCACGCAAAACCUCAAGUCGCAACGCUAGCCGCUGCGCAUCCAUUCCUUGCUAGGGCACAAGUGGUCGUCAUCGACCAGUGGUUAUUCCUUUCAUCCGCCUUUCACCCGGCCUUCCACUCAGCCUCUCAGUUAUUCGAAGGAAAUAUCGCAUCCCUUGCUCACCGUCAUGCCCCGUCCGCCGGUCCCGGGGUCCAAACGGCGGCAGCUGACAUUCGCUCAGCUUGCUGCCUAUGAUGACAUUGCUACCGACGCGCUUAUCGAUCAUGCCUACUAUUGGACAGCAGUUCCUAAGAAUAAGCCAUCAUAUCGUCCUUCUCGCGGAGUCCAUGAGGAGGAAAUUACCCACAUCAUUCAGAGCCAUCUUGUCGUCACUCCUGAUGUUUCCGUUGCUGAAGCCAAGUUGCUGGAGACGGCCGGUUUGGGCAAGUUCUACAAUUCUCUCAAGACGCCCAAGGAGAAGGAUGACUUCAAAGCCCACCUGCGACGAUACAUGUCGAUCUACUUGCCCGAUUGUCCAAUUGAGGUGAAUGCGACGAACCGCUACACCAUCGCCACCUAUGAAGCGAGCAUCACGGCACGGCAGUUCAUCAAGCGCAGCCAAACCAUCAAGUACUUGACGGGCACCCAGGUCAUGGUUACACCAGAGGAGGAGGCUAAACUAGCUUUGGCGAACAAGGACUUCAGCCUCGUAGUCAGCAGCCGCAACAAGAUGACCGGUUUAUUCAUGGGGCCUGCGAGGCUCGUCAACCACGAUUGUAACGCCAAUGCUAGGCUAGUCACACGUGGUCAGGCUGGAAUCGAGAUCGUUGCGUGCAGGGACAUCGCGGUUGGCGAAGAAGUCACGAUCACGUACAGUGAAAACUAUUUCGGGGAAAACAACUGCGAAUGUCUCUGUCAGACGUGCGAGAGGAACUUGGCGAACGGUUGGAGACCUCAGGAUGGUGGUGUCUCCGUCAAGACAAGCGUGGAGGAUUACCUGACAGGCCCUCCUGCACAGGGUUACUCAUUGCGCCGUCGGAGGCGGGACGAGAGCCUCAGCUGCGCCGAGUCUCGCAGCUCGUCGAUUACUCCGGAGAUCCGUCCUCGGAUCCUAAAAAGUCGGCGGAGCCAGAGAAUGCCCGGAGAUCGUGUGUCACCAGCCGAUUCCAUCGACCCGGAUCGACCGGAUAUGUCCGUCAUGUUUGGGAAGCAUACUAGGCCCGGGGACCGGCCGGAGACUCCCCCAUACACGCCGGCCAAACGGCGCAAGACAGAACAUUACGGAAUUCUGCCCAUUCCCUUGUCAACCGACACCUCGAGCGCAAGUUCGGGGACAGAGCUUACUCCAGUUUCCCUAUCGUCCGAGGGUGACAGCGGGGAGUUCACCGAGGCGACAUCUCCAGGAUCAGAGGAACCGAGAAUGCCUGCUAAUAUCUUAUCGCCCUCUCUUUCGCCCGUUAAGCAGAAAGUGGAGACACCUGUUCGGCCGGAUGAUCAGCGAUUGCCUGAGCCCGUCGAGGUUAAUUCUGCCGAGGGAAGCGACGCUCGGACAGUUCUUCCGACAACGGAGCUCGUCGAUCCUCUGGACACUGCAGCCCAUGAAAUACUCGCUGCCACGGCAAAUGUAGCAGACGCUGGACCGGCAGCAUUGACCCCGCCAGCCUCUUCGCAGCCCGAGCAGCUGCAAACCAUCGGGGGCGAAACGAAGAACAAUUCGGAAUUGGUGGCUCGAGCUAACCAGAAGCGCCGGGCUUACAAUCAGCCGACCGUCGAGCCUUCGCGGAGACAACGAGUUCCAGGGGACUACACGCUCACCCCACUGCUCCUCUCCGAGCCAGAGAUGGCCUGGAUCCAUUGCACCAACUGCAACAGCGCGUUCGUGCAGGAAAAUGCCUAUCGCACCAAAGCCAACUGCGCUCGCUGUGAGCGUCAUUCCAAGUUGUACGGCUACGUCUGGCCCAAGACAGCUCCCGUCGGCAAGGGCGAUAAGGAAGAGCGGGUGCUUGAUCACCGAACUGUGAAUCGCUUUCUGGAUGCCGAGGAGGAAGCCAGGGUGCGUGGCCGGAAGUUCUGGAAGCAGCGACUGGGUCACAAUGAGACAACACAGAGCGAAGAAUCCAGCUCGGAGAAUCGGCCAAAGGAACGGGGUCGGCCCAGAGUACGGGACGGAUCGAAAUCAGCGACAAAGGCCGAGAGUUGCAGCACCGCAGUGGCGGGGCUCCCUGGGUAAGCGGUGGCGCUCAGGAAGGGUCACCAAAAACCUAAUCCCAGGAGAAGAAAUGCGGUUCAAGGGCGCCAUGGGUUGAUACAUGUAAAACAGAUUC